UGGGGGUUAGAGUGUUUAUGUGACACACAGAGUGAGAGAGAAACAGACGGAGAGAAGGAGAGGGAGAGGAGCCUGUGUGUUCGUUUCACCUCCUAAUCAGUUUUCCUGAGGGAUCUAUCAUCGACUGCAGCAGCGGAGGCAAGUAGAAAAGCGGAAAAAGAAGAUAGUAUAAUUCAGUCCGGCUAUAAUCAUCUCCCAUCACAAAUUUGUGCCACAUACAAAUGACAGAAAUGGACGCCCCUCUCUCCACCCCCUGCAAUAUCCAGAUUUGUGAGGUGACCUGUGACUCCUUCCGCAUCAUUUGGGAUAUGACCCCCGAGGACACUGCCAGAGCCACACACUUCUUCAUUGACCUGAGCCGCAAAGAGAGCAGGGACCCCAACCGCUUUAAACACAGGGAUGUGCCAACCAAGUUGGUGGCGAAGGCUGUGCCUCUUCCCAUGGCAGUGAGGGGACACUGGUUCCUCAGCCCGCGGACAGAGUACUGUGUUGCUGUCCAAACUGCUGUCCGACAACCAGACGGUGACUACCUGGUGUCAGAGUGGAGCCAGGUGGUGGAGUUCUGCACUGGAGACUAUGCCAUGGAACACCUACAGCAGCUUCUUGACAAGGCCAAAGGCUCUGCAGGGAGGCUGCUGAAAUUCUCUGUGUUUUAUCGCAACCAGCAACCAGACUACUUUGACUACGCCAGAAGGGAAUGUGGAGGCCUGAUGCGUCCAGCGCUAAAAGACAGCAGUGGGAGUCAUGGUUCUCCUAUCAACAGCAAACUGCAAGGAGUCUUCUUCAGCUGCAACACAGAGUUUGAUACAGGCCUCCCUCCCAAAGACUCCCCGUAUGGCCCCCUGCGUUUCCAGAUCCCAGCUGGACACCUGCUGAACCCCAACAUCAGCCUGUACUUUGCAGACUUCUACUGUAUGUACACAGCCUACCACUACGUGGUGUUGGUGCUGGCCCCUGUUGACUCAGAGGGAGACACCUUCUGUCGCUCCCGCCUCCCUAUUCUGGACUUGGCCUCCAACCCCUUCCUGACAUACACUGCCCCCCAGAGGCCAGGAGAGGAGCCUCUGUACUGUCAUGCCAGUGACGUCAUCCUUGAGGUGCUUUUCACAGAGCCGGUUCAUUUGGAUCAGGGCAGUGUGGAGCAGAUCAGCGGGCACCACCAGCUUAAGAGCCUGACCACAGCCAACGCCAAGAAAGACCCAAGCUGCAAAGUGUGCAACAUCAGUGUGGGACGCUAAGGGAGAUGCUGAUGUAGGACAGACCCGGGGGUGUGUGAGCCUACAAUACUGAAAGACAGUGUUGCACAAGACAAAACAGUUGAGCCCAUCAUGUGUAGGUCAGAACACAGUGGAAACAGCCCACCUCUCGGGUGUGUGCAUGCUGCUGUCCCUCUUCCCUCCUGCCUGGACUAGAAUAGUGCGUUUUAAAUAGAAGACUUUACAAUAUGUAUCGCAGAACUUUAUCAUGAUCACAGCUGGAUAUAAUACAGUAAGCAUCCAUCCAUGACUGUUGCACAAAACAUAUUUGAAGACAUGAUAGGCUUUAGAAGAGUGGAGAAAAUCUGUGAUCCUUAUUUGCUGGGAGUCAUUCACGCUCUGUGGCAUUUUCUUCUUUUUCAAAACUUUUAAAUUUACAUUUUUUCCUGAAGAUGUGUUUGAUUUAAUUAGUUUGAUGUGCUUUUUGUUAAAGAAAUGUGUGUUUGAUACAACCUGGAAGUGCAAACGCCAGAAGCAUGCCCCUUUUAUAAGUCAGUGGCUUCAAACAUUAUAGAAGUCAUAACAAAUAUUUUGCUGUUUCUACUUCUUGCGAUGCUCUCUCUAAGUCACUGCCAGAUGUUCUUUGUCUUUAAAAAAAAGAGACUUCAUUUUUUUAGCAAUCCUGCCAAAUAAUUUAAUGCUUCUUAAAAAGAUAAUUGUAGAGUUAUGAUUAGGAAAUUCAUUGUAAUGCUUAAUGACUUUCACGGCAGAAAAAUAUGGUGCAAUGGGAUAAUGAAAGCAGGGCUGUUAAGUGUGUUGGGGUUUUAGGUAAUGGGGAAGAUGGUAUCACAAAGUUCCCUGCAAUCAGUCUCUGACAGCAACCAUUGGCUCUAUAAACAGGGCUGAGCUAAGAUUAGCUUCCCUCUGGCUAUGGGGCUUCUGUUUGUCCCCGUCCAAUAAUCUCUGACCUAUAUGGGAAUCCCAGAAAUGCCCAAAGUGAAAGGGAUCCCCUCCCCUGUGCACAACAGUAAUGCAUGCACUGGUGAGUGGCCAAAAUGUAGGACAUGGCAAGAGAGUGAGCACUGAAGAAAAGGUCACCCAUUUGAUGCUGAAUUUCUUGAAUGCAACAAAACUGACCUGUUUUAAAGACUUUUUUAUACAAAGCAGCUACUAAGAUGUCAAAACAUUUAUGAAAAUAAAAUGUAAUAAAAAAUAUCCACCUCA
Messenger RNA from Siniperca chuatsi (mandarin fish), 2420 nucleotides. RefSeq names its product phytanoyl-CoA hydroxylase-interacting protein (gene phyhip). Gene Ontology annotation, cellular component: cytoplasm. The coding region runs from base 222 to 1238 and encodes 338 amino acids. The record is from RefSeq and is a predicted model, not a curated record. Gene Ontology annotation, molecular function: protein binding. The transcript has 5 exons. Lineage: Eukaryota; Metazoa; Chordata; Actinopteri; Centrarchiformes; Sinipercidae.